AUGCCUUCUGUAAUGACGAAAAAGCCUGCAUCAAAGGAAGGUUUACUACUGAUAAGUGAAUCUAGACAUCUUGGAGUGGGUGAUAUCUCUAGAUAUAGAAUAACAAUUGACAAAUCCGUAUUAUCUGAGCAAGGUGUUGAUGUAGAAGAACUUUUCAUCAAAAUCAAGAAUAAUGAAAAUGCGCUAUUGAAUCCAGUAUAUUUAACUGGCCCAUAUUCUUUCUAUUGUGAUAUUAGGCCUAAUAAUUUUAAUGAAGACGAGCCAUUUGAAGGUAAAGAAAUUAUUCCGUUUGUGGAGAAUCUAAAACCAAAUGAAAAAUUCAAGUCAACACUUUUAUUCAAUGAGCAUUCGAAUAUUAAAGGUACGACUCUUUAUUCUUGGACUGUGGAUAUUAUAUCACAGCUAGCUGUAUUGACGUUCCCAAAAUUACAAUAUAGCAUUAAAGUCGGUACUUCGAGAAGAUCUACUCGAAUGAGAAGUAGAGGAAGGAAAAUUGAUGCUCUAGAAGGCAUCAAAGUAGAAGAAUGGGAUACCAUCUCUCUGUGGAGUUUACCACCUAAGUAUCCUACUAAACCAGUUCAUUUGAUAAUUAUUACACAUGGUAUUUUUUCAAAUGUUGGAUGUGAUAUGUUAUACGUUAAGGAUAAAAUUGAAGAAAUGACAUUUGGAAUGGAUGAAUCGAUAAAUCCAAAUAUUGUUGUUAGAGGUUGUAUGGAUAACAUGGGAAAAUCUGCAAGAGGUGUACACUAUAUUGGUAGAAGAGUAGGUAAAUAUGUUGUUAAAGUAAUAGAUGAAUUGAAUGAAAAUUAUAAAGUUGAUAAGAUAUCUUUUAUUGGCCAUUCGUUAGGCGGUCCAACCCAGUCUAUGGCUGUGCAUUACGUUAACAUGAAAAGACCUGAUCUUUUUGAUCCUGUAACAGGUGUAAAACCGAUAAAUUUUAUUACUUUGGCUAGUCCCUUCGUUGGUGUCAUUGGUGAUUAUCCUUUAUAUAUUUCAUUACCGUUAGAUAUGGGUUCUCUUGGUUUGACAGGUAGGGAUUUGAAUUUGAGAUAUACUCCAUUACAAUCCAAGGAUGGACUUUACAUUGACGAUCCAAAAUACCAAAAUCAAGAAAAUCCCAAAUUAAUAAUGGAAAUUUUACCUCAACCUCCUGUACGUCGUAUCUUCGAACAAUUCAUACACAGAACAGUAUAUGCAAAUGUAGUCCAUGAUGGUAUUGUCCCAUUGAGAACUGCCGCUUUAUUAUAUCUUGAUUGGAAUAGUUUAAACAGCGUUCAGAAGAUACAAAGAAAGAGUAUUGCACAAGCAACUGCAACUGACAACAUUGGGACUGAACUGGAUUCUGCUGAAGGUAGCAUAUCAAGUGUUCCCCCAAGUAAAGGAAGGGCUGUCCGUGAGAUUCCCAAAGAUGGUUUAGAUAAAAAGGCCGCGGUGCAAUGGGCAAUGCCUCAAGCAUUGAUACACACGAGAAAGAAUAGGAAGUUUGAGCGAGCUCAAAUAACAGACACUUCUUCAGAUUCUGAAAGUGACAAUACUCCACCUGUGGGAUAUCAAAAUAAGCCUGAUGAAAAGUUUGUUGCUCCAAAGGAAGCGUCAACUAUGCUUUCAGCAUUAUCAGUAUUGACAGCGCCGGUCCCCACACAGGAGUAUAUCAAAAAUCCUUCAUUGAGAACAGAUGAAAUUGUUCACGACCGAGUUUACCAUUCAGAUGAACUUCCAGAACCACACUAUAACGAUAGGUCCGCGAUGAGUAGAGUUCUCUAUCCUAAUGAAAAUGUGAAUAGAAUACAAGAACGUAUAGCAAGAACAUGGCAAGAGACUAUGGACUGGAGAAAAGUGUUAGUUAAAAUUCAACCAGAUUCGCAUAAUAAUAUUAUUGUUAGAAGAAGAUUUGUCAACUUGUAUGGUAAUGUUGCAAUUAACCAUCUGGUAAAUGAGCAUUUUGGUAUUGAAGCCUGUGAAAAAUAUGCAAAAUUGUAA
Messenger RNA from Maudiozyma saulgeensis, 1980 nucleotides. The record is from the annotation of a GenBank genome assembly. Lineage: Eukaryota; Fungi; Ascomycota; Saccharomycetes; Saccharomycetales; Saccharomycetaceae.